Messenger RNA from Eurytemora carolleeae, 1483 nucleotides. RefSeq names its product MAU2 chromatid cohesion factor homolog (gene Mau2). Gene Ontology annotation, cellular component: chromatin; SMC loading complex. The record is from RefSeq and is a predicted model, not a curated record. Gene Ontology annotation, molecular function: double-stranded DNA binding; protein binding. Lineage: Eukaryota; Metazoa; Arthropoda; Copepoda; Calanoida; Temoridae. Gene Ontology annotation, biological process: maintenance of mitotic sister chromatid cohesion; mitotic sister chromatid cohesion.
GUUGAUUCACUUCUAAAAUAGAUUAUUUAAAAUGUCGGGGGACAUGCGGUAUCCCGCUUUACUUGCUAUGGCAGAACAGUUUAGGCUAAAGAAUAACAUGAAGGAGAGUAUUCGUUGUCUGCACGCUGUAUUCUCAUUAAAUCCGUCCCCAGACAUAGAGGCUCGUACCCAUCUACAGCUUGGAAAUAUGCUGCGAUUAUACUCAAACAACUUAGAUUUAGCAAAACAUCACCUAGAGCAGAGUUGGUAUCAAGGUCAGAAUGUUCAACCUGAUCAGAUCAUGCUUGAAGCUGCUUCAGUCCUAGCUAAGAUGUAUGAGAAGGAAGGGAAUACAGGGAACUGUAAGCAGAUCCUUGAUCGUGCACUUCAACUCUCAUCAAACAAUCCACAUUGGAAUUCAAGACUUCUGUUUCAGGCUGCUCAGCUUCACAUUAGUUUAAAGGAUUAUCUACCUGCGUACACCUACCUGCAAGCAGGUAUUGAUUACUGUGGUAUGAACUCUAGGUACACCAGGUGUCUCUUUAUCCUCUCCAAAACCAUGCUCUUCCUCUCACACAAGAAGUUCAACGAGGCAAACCCUCUCCUCCAGAUGGUCAGUCCUGAGAUUGAAAACUGGGUUGCUUCCGCCACACAUCAGGAUCAAAGCUUGGUCCUGGCACAAAAGGAAUAUCUUCAAAUCUUCUACCUUGUCCUGCAGGUAUGCUACUACCUGAUGGUGGGUCAGGUGAAGUCCUCCAAGAUGAUCUUGAAACAGCUGCAGGGAUCUAUUCUCACUGUAACAUCUCCAGACUUUCACAAGGAAGCUAACUUCGCCAAGGAUGUCCCUGAAGAUCAGUUUAUGUGGUUAUCCCAUGAUCAGCUCUGCAUUCUCGUCUACCUUAUCACCGUCAUGCACAGCAUGCAGCAGGGAACCCAGGAGAACUCCCUCAUAUCUUUCUUCCACGUAAUGCUGGUCGAGCAUAUCAUCCAGUGCAGAAUUGUUCAAGGAAAGAAGGAGCAGGGUAUCCGGGAUAUAGGAGUGUUGUGUACACUCCUAGAGAAGAACCCUCUUCUCCUUCAGAACCAUAGAUCACAGCUUCAUACUCUUAUAGGUUUGUAUGCGAUGUCCCAAAACUGUUUGAACGAAGCUGAAACUCAGUUUAACGCAGCUCUCCGAACUACUCGGGAAACUGAACUAUGGACGUUUGCAAACCUUAAUCUGGCAAUUGUUUAUCUAAGAUCUAACCGGUUGCAAGAGUUUCAAGAAAUAUUGCCUCGUAUAAGUCCUGACAACCUACCUAGUUCCUCUCACUGCUUGAAGGCAGCUGCAUACUUCGUCCAUGGCAUGAACGCGUACUAUACGAACAAUGUUAGCGAGGCUAAGAGAUGUCUGAGGGAAACAUUGAAGAUGAGUACAGCAGAGGAUCUGAACCGUUUACUAGCAACUAGUCUAGCUUUACUAGGACAUGUUUUCCUAUCACAAGGUUAGUUUUCCUUACAUUAA